Molecule: messenger RNA, 2818 nt
Organism: Eleginops maclovinus (Patagonian blennie)
Lineage: Eukaryota; Metazoa; Chordata; Actinopteri; Perciformes; Eleginopidae
Gene: wdr36
Product: WD repeat domain 36
Exons: 22
Coding region: 119-2770 (883 amino acids)
Biological process (GO): rRNA processing
Cellular component (GO): Pwp2p-containing subcomplex of 90S preribosome; small-subunit processome
Molecular function (GO): protein binding
Source: RefSeq, a predicted model, not a curated record
UCCUAGUUGUUCUCCAUGUGUUUUCCUCCGCAGCGUGUCUCCGGACUGUUUUCCUGUAGCUUCUCUCUCCGUUAACUUCUCGCUCCGGUAAACCUUCCGGUACCCGGUGUUUCCCGCCAUGCCGGGCGGCAGCGUUUUAUUCUCUGGAUUCCGGGUCCUCGCUCUCUACUCCAACCACGUGCCGCACGCGCUCCGGUACCACAAGAAGCACCGCGAGUUCUACCUGGUCACAGCGGCCGGGAAGUGCUUCCACACAUAUAAUGUGAACAGGUUGGGCAUCGUCUCCGUCAGUAACAGUCUGAGCGAUGACAUCAGCUGUUUGGCGUCAGACAGGAUGUUGGUGUUCGCCGCUGCAGGACGCCUCAUUAGCGCCUUCGCCCGGAACAAAGAGGUGGUGAUGUGUUACCGCGGACACCAUAAGGAAGUGCGCCUGCUGCUUCCUCUGGGCGAUCAGCUGAUCUCAGCUGAUGCUGGCAGUGAUGUCAUCGUGUGGGACGUGCAGGGGGGGGACGUCUACCUGCGGCUGCAGUUUGACUCCGCCUCCUUUGCUGUGUCCGCCAUGAUGCACCCAAGCACAUACCUGAACAAGGUGCUUCUGGGGAGCUCCCAGGGUGCAUUGCAGCUGUGGAACAUCAAGACCAGUAAAUUAUUGUUCACGUUCCCGGGCUGGUCGGCAGGGGUCACCGCUUUGCAGCAGAGUCCCGCUGUGGACGUGGUCGGAGUUGGCACGGCGACGGGGCGUAUCAUCAUUCACAACAUCCGAUUGGACGAGACGCUGAUGAGCUUCACGCAGGACUGGGGACCAAUCAGCUCGCUUGCUUUCAGGACAGACGGCUCCCCCAUCCUGGCGUCCGGCAGUCCGCAGGGCCACAUUGCAUUCUGGGAUCUGGAGCGCCGUCAGCUGGUGACUCAGCAGAGACACGCCCACAGCACCGCCGUCGCCGCGGCAACCUUCCUGCACGGCGAGCCGCUGCUGAUCACCAACGGGGCCGACAACGCCAUCAAGGUGUGGAUAUUUGACCAGGAGGGGGGCGGAGCUCGGUUGCUGCGGUGUCGUCAGGGACACAGUGCCCCACCCACCACCAUCCGUCACCACGGCAACGAUGGCAAAAACAUCCUCAGUGCCGGUCAAGACGGCACACUGCAGUCCUUCUCCACAGUGCAUGAGCGCUUCAACAAGAACCUGGGUCACGGUUCCAUCAACAAGAAGAAGGAGCAGAAGAAGAAAAAGGGUCUGUCGUACGAGCAGCUGCGUCUCCCCGCCAUCACUGCGCUGUCCUCUGCUGCUGCUCAUCAGUCGGACUGGGACGGCAUCGUGGCGUGUCAUCGCGGUCGCCUAGCAACCACCACGUGGAACUACCAGCGGUGCACCAUGGGAGCUCACCACCUGCAGCCGCCGGCCGAGCACAGGACUGGAGUCGCCACGGCUGUCGACAUCACUUCCUGUGGUAACUUUGCUGUGAUUGGAUCGUCAAGCGGCCGCGUCGAUGUCUACAACCUGCAGUCCGGCCUGCACCGCGGGGGGUUUGGGGGGGACAGAGCUCACACUGGGGCGGUGCGAGGCAUCGCCACAGAGACCCUGAAUCAGCUGACCCUUACCGCAGGCUCUGAUUGGCUGCUCAAGUUCUGGCGCUUCAAGACCAGGAAGCAGGAGGAGGAGCUGAAGCUACCUGCUGCGCCAGCUAGCAUGAUGCUACACAGAGACAGCGGGAUGUUAGCAUUAGCGCUGGACGACUUCACGCUGCUGGUUGUUGACAUAGAAACUAGACGGGUCAUCAGGAAGUUUGCCGGUCAUCACGGUAACAUCAACGACAUGACUUUCAGCCCUGACGGCCGCUGGUUGGUUACCGCGGCGAUGGACUGCACCAUCCGUACCUGGGACCUCCCCUCCGGAUGUCUGGUCGACUGUUUCCUGGUUGCCAUGGCGCCGACGAGCAUGUCGCUGUCACCGACCGGAGACUUCCUGGUUACGACGCACGUCGACAGUCUGGGCGUUUACCUCUGGACCAAUAAGAGCCUGUGUGGGCCCGUCGGACUCCGCCCCCUCCCGGCUGACUUCCUGCCGUCAGAGGAGACGCUGCCAGGAGUCAAGGCAGAUGCUUCAGAACAGGAAGUCACAUCAGAGGAGUUUGAUGAUGCGUACGAGUCCGCUGAGCAGCUGGGGGCGGAGCUAGUGACGCUCUCCCUACUGCCGGAGUCCAGGUGGAAGAGUCUGAUGCACCUGGACGCCAUCAAGAGGAGGAAUAAGCCCGUGGCCCCCCCUGCUGCUCCGGCGGCCGCUCCGUUCUUCCUGCCGACAGUUACCGGGCUCACGCCUCGAUUCACGUCGCCCACGGCAACAGAAGAAACACAGUCUCGGCUGCUGGGCUCGGCUCUGCUGAGUCAGCGCUCUGAGUUCACCUCUGACCUGGAGUCCGCUCUGCAGACCAGAUCCUUUGAGCGCCCGCUGCGUCUCCUGAAGGAUUGUGGACCUGCGGCGGUCUCCCUGGAGAUCACCUCUCUGACAUCACCAGGGGGCGGGGCCAGCCUGCUGCCCGCCUUCAUCCAGAUGAUUGACAGCAUGCUGGCUAGUGGGCGGGACUUUGACCUAGCACAGGGUUACCUGGGGCUUUUCCUGAAGCUGCACCUGCGCUCCCUGUCUCAGGACUCUGUUGCCAUGGCAGCGUUACUCAACCUCUCCAAUAGGCUGGAGGCAGGCUGGGCGGAGCUACGCACGUCUUUCGACCAAUCAAUGUGUUUGCUGUCAUAUGCUAAGAGUGCACUGCUGUGAUACACACACACACACACGGCAGCAUUGUAAUAAAAUGUGUUGAUCCUC